Messenger RNA from Mangifera indica (mango), 1368 nucleotides. RefSeq names its product protein SRG1-like. Bases 62 to 1144 code for a protein of 360 amino acids. Lineage: Eukaryota; Viridiplantae; Streptophyta; Magnoliopsida; Sapindales; Anacardiaceae. The record is from RefSeq and is a predicted model, not a curated record. The transcript has 4 exons.
CCACUAUAAAUAGGCUGGGCUAGCUUCUUUAAGUUGUGUCUAUUGUUCUUCUUUUUCAAGAAUGACGGCAAAUUUACCUAAGCUUGGCAGCUCUCUGCCAGUGCCUUGUGUUCAAGAGAUUGCCAAGAAACCACUCACCACAAUUCCGCCGCGAUACGUGCGUUCAGAUCAGGAAAAUCCUUUCAUUUCUUAUAACAAUUCUGUGCCACAAGUCCCUGUCGUCGACAUGCAAAGGUUGCUUUCUGCAGAUUGCUUGGACUCAGAGCUCCAAAAGUUACACCGAGCAUGCAAAGAAUGGGGUUUCUUCCAGUUGAUAAAUCAUACUGUGGAUAUUUCUUUGGUGGAGAAAGUGAAAUCGGAGAUUGAGAAGUUCUUCAUGUUGCCUGUAGAAGAGAAGAAGAAGAAGUAUGGGCAGCUUCCUGGAGAUAUUGAAGGAUUUGGGAAUGCUUUUGUUGUUUCUGAAGAGCAAAAGCUUGAUUGGGGAGACAUGUUUUACUUUACUACUCUUCCAAUUCAUCUGAGGAAAUCGCAUCUUUUCCCCAACCUCCCUCUCUCCUUCAGGGAAUCUUUGGAGGCAUAUUCGGCCGAAUUGAGAAAUCUAGCAAUGAAAAUUCUGAAUCUGAUGGCAAAAGCUCUAGGAAUGGAGCCUGAUGAUAUGAAAGUGUUGUUUGAAGAAGGGUGGCAAUCAAUGAGGAUGAACUACUAUCCUCCAUGUCCGCAACCAGAGGUGGCCAUAGGCCUCUGUCCUCAUUCGGAUGCCGUCGGCCUCACGAUCCUUCUCCAGAUCAACGAGAUGGAAGGCCUCCAGAUAAAGAAAGACGGGAUGUGGGUUCCUGUUAAACCUCUUCCUAAUGCUUUUGUCAUCAACAUCGGUGACAUUUUGGAGAUAGUGACCAAUGGAAUUUACCCCAGCAUUGAGCAUCGUGCAACGGUGAACUCUACAAAAGAGAGGCUCUCUAUUGCAACUUUUUACGGCCCCAAGUUGGACGGAGACAUGGGUCCUGCGCCGAGCCUUGUUACUCCGGAUACUCCAGCAGUGUUCAGAAGGAUCGGUGUUGAAGACUACUUCAAGGGAUUGUUUGCACGCAAACUUGAUGGAAAGACAUACAUUGACGUGAUGAGAAUUGAUCAUCAAGAGGAGUAAAAUAUGUCAACUGUGAGAAAUCUACUUACAUGUUUUUACGAAGCGACAAAUAAACAGGCACCAGAAAGUUUGUCAGCUUGUGUGAUGCAAUUUGUAAUGUCAUGUUCAUACUUGUCUGAUUAUGGGCGGAUAUGUCAAGGGGUGGAUAGAAACCAAUUAAGAUGGGUUUGAACACCAAUUGGUAUGAGUUUGAUAUGAGUAAAUAUAAUUCGGUUUGAAUUUAA